AUGGAGCCGAGCGGUCCGGAAAACCAAAAUGGGCAACGAGUGUCAGUAUCAACAUAUUCUUCGAAAGACCAGAGUUCGGUGUGCGACUUGGGUGCGAGUGCAGCUAACAAUUACGCAUGUGAAUUCGUCAUUGCUAAAGACUUCACGCCUUACAUGGCAAGAGUUCUUCAUGAUUAUGAAGCUCAGGACAGCGACAGUAUAUCUCUUAAAAAAGGUAUGGCAUACAAAAUGAAUGUCGGUUAUAGCAUAAAUGGAUGUUGA
Molecule: messenger RNA, 261 nt
Organism: Gongylonema pulchrum
Lineage: Eukaryota; Metazoa; Nematoda; Chromadorea; Rhabditida; Gongylonematidae
Source: the annotation of a GenBank genome assembly